Molecule: messenger RNA, 1158 nt
Organism: Delphinapterus leucas (beluga whale)
Lineage: Eukaryota; Metazoa; Chordata; Mammalia; Artiodactyla; Monodontidae
Gene: CXHXorf66
Product: chromosome X CXorf66 homolog
Source: RefSeq, a predicted model, not a curated record
AUGAAUCUUUUUAUUUAUGUCCUACUUUUACCCAUUUGGACAAAUACUUGUUUAAAUACAAACCAAAGAGAUGAACCGUCUACUACAGGAGCCAAGCACCGUGAAUCAAUGGAGACCAAACUGGACAAUUUUAGGAGACAUCUACUCAUUAUCAUAACUGGUGUUAUGAUCAUAGCUUUUUAUACCUGUUUUUGCUUUCUCCAUUAUUACUGUAUGAGCAAUGAUGCCCCCAAAGCAGGAACGGUCAAGAAAGAAGGUGUAAUGGCUAAGUCAUCCAGGUCAUCCAAAAUAUCAUUCAGUGACUCCAAGACAGUUAGUCUGUGCAGUCCAGAAAAACAAUCCAUGCUAUCCGGUAUAGACAAGCUAUCUGGGCUCUCAAGUCCAGGAAAGACAUCCGCACCACCCAGUACAGAAAAGUUAAUCAGGCCUUUGAGUCAAGAGAAGUCAUGUAAGCCAUCAAGUCCCAAGAAAGUAUUCAGAUCAUCCCACCAGGAAAAGUCACAGAAACACAGUCUAGAAAAGGCACGUAAGCAGGCUCAUGCCCAUAAUCUAGUCAAUCAAGUCAGUUCAUCCUAUCCCAAUAAGGCCAACAGGCCACCUUGGCUAGCCAGUCUACAAUAUCUGGUCAGGCCAACCAAAACUCCUUGUUCACCCUAUCCACAAAAUCAAAGCUUGCCCAAGCCAUCCAGUUUACAGAAACUCACCAAACGCCACAGACAUCCUAUUCUAAAGAGGUCAGUUAGUGCAGGUAGGGCAGACAUAUUAUCUAGGCCUCAACCAGUCAAGUCUUGUCUAUGCUACAAGGAAAAAUGCCUUGUUUGCAGAGCUGCUUCUGAGUUUUUCGUCAAUAAUAUUUCAGAGGCGAAGAAGAAGAAUAGUCAAAACCCACCUUUUCCACGCGAACUGAAGCCUUUUUCCAAGUCCUUUCAUAAGAUAGAUUCCAGACACAAUGCACUCUGUGGCAAUGCGAAUGACAGUGAUAUGAUGACAGACUACAGUGAUGGUGACAGUGACAAGGAGAUAACCAUUAUCUGCAACAUAAAAUGCAAGGAAGUCAUCUAUAAAACCACCCAUGAAAUAAUUAAGGGCUCAAUAAAAAUUAAAACCACCCAUGAAGAAGCAAACUUAUACCAACUGUUUAUGCUCACCAUCCUUUAA